AUGAAGUGGCUGAUUUUCAUACUCAUUUUGAUUUGUUUCUCUGAAGGACUUGUGAGAGUCCCACUGAAAAGGUUCAAGUCCAUUCGAGAAACAAUGGCUGAGGAAGGAAUCCUGGAGGAAUUUAUGAGGAGCUACAUAAGGGAACCAGGCAUUAAAUACAAUUGGAAAAUUCACAAUCGCUUAAGUGUUGCUUAUGAGCCCCUGUACCUGGAUACAUAUUACUUUGGUGAGAUCAGUAUUGGGACACCACCACAGAACUUCCUGGUUGCCUUCGAUACUGGUUCUUCAAAUCUUUGGGUCGCAUCUACAUACUGCCAGAGUCCAGCUUGCACCAAUCACGUGUUGUUUAAUCCUAGUCAAUCUUCUACCUACACUUCCAAUAAUCAGCAGUUUUCCAUGUGGUAUGGCAGUGGCAGCAUGACUGGAGUUUUGGGAUAUGACACAGUGACAGUACAAGGUUUGUCUAUCCAGAAUCAGGAGUUGGGUCUGAGUGUCACUGAGCCCAGCAGCUUCUUCUACUAUUCCAAGUUUGAUGGUAUCUUUGGCAUGGCCUAUCAAUCUCUGUCAGCAGAAGGAGCUACCACUGCAGUGCAAGGACUGAUACAACAGAAUCUUAUCCCACAGGCAGUCUUCAGCUUCUACCUCACUGGAAUUCAAGGUGGCCAAUCUGGAGAAGUGAUUCUUGGGGGAGUGGAUAGCAGCCUCUAUUCUGGACAGAUAUACUGGACUCCAGUGACUGAAGAGAUUUACUGGCAAAUUGCUAUUGAAGAGUUUUAUGUUAACGGACAGGCAAGUGGCUGGUGCAGUCAGGGUUGCCAGGGAAUUGUGGACACUGGAACUCCUUUACUCACUAUUCCAGAACAGUAUUUAGGAACUAUAUUGCAAUACAUUGGUGCUCAGCAAAUGGAGAACGGAAACUAUGCAGUCAACUGCAACAAUGUACAGAACCUGCCAUCUAUCAGCUUCAUCAUCAGUGGAACCCAGUUUUCCAUUCCACCCUCUGGAUACAUACUACAGAUAAAUGGAUAUUGUGUUGUUGGGUUUGAGUCUACCUACCUACCUUCCCGAAAUGGGCAGCCACUUUGGAUUUUGGGAGAUGUAUUCUUACGUCACUACUACUCUGUGUAUGACUUUGAAAACAACCAAGUUGGCUUUGCUGCUAUGGCAUAA
Messenger RNA from Spea bombifrons (plains spadefoot toad), 1170 nucleotides. RefSeq names its product gastricsin-like. The record is from RefSeq and is a predicted model, not a curated record. Gene Ontology annotation, biological process: proteolysis. NCBI's taxonomy places the organism in Eukaryota, Metazoa, Chordata, Amphibia, Anura, Pelobatidae. Gene Ontology annotation, molecular function: aspartic-type endopeptidase activity. The transcript is spliced from 10 exons. The coding region runs from base 1 to 1170 and encodes 389 amino acids.